Molecule: messenger RNA, 1513 nt
Organism: Halichondria panicea
Lineage: Eukaryota; Metazoa; Porifera; Demospongiae; Suberitida; Halichondriidae
Exons: 3
Coding region: 1-1470 (489 amino acids)
Biological process (GO): signal transduction
Molecular function (GO): protein binding
Source: RefSeq, a predicted model, not a curated record
AUGGCGUGGACUUAUGCUAAAUGCAUGUCUAAUCAUCACGCAUUUCUAGUAAAAGAAUUGGAACCUUCGAUCACAUCUGUAGCCCACAGUUGCAGAGAAGCUGAUAUCAUCACCCAGGAAUUCUAUGAUAAGCUGAUACAAGUACCUGGUACGAAUAAGCAUAAAGCUAGGAAGCUUGUGAAUGCUGUCUCUGAUGGUAUAGAAGCUCAACCUGUUGAUAUUGAACAAAAAAACUGUAUUUACCAAUGUUUUGUUGGAGUGUUACGGCAGGAUUCGUUUGAAAAAGCUGCUGUCAAGUUGGAAGCGUCUCUUGCUGAAAGAGAAGAAAGAGCCAACAAUAAUGUUGCUUGUACUGAGGAUGUAGGCAAUCGAGGGGACCCUCUUGACCAGACCAUCACAAGCGACCAUCGUGACGAGAUUGGUAAGCACUUGUCCUACUGGAAGAAGUAUGCCAAAGCUCUGAGAUUGUGUGACGCAGAAAUCGAAGGCAUCGACGGUGACAAGACUUUGGAUUAUGUGAUGAGGGGACAGAAAGUAUUGGAGUUGUGGUCCCAUAAGUAUAUUGCAACCUACCGUAUUCUCGGUGAAGUUUGUCUAAAACUGGAUCAUCGUCAUAUUGCUGAAAAGAUAUGCCACCUUGCGAACGGUGAUUUGUCAAACCUUUCUUGUCCUGAUGAUGAAAUUGUGAAGGAUAGUAUUUACUUUGAAGCACCUCGUGUCUCAGAAGAUGCGAGUAGUCCCAUUGCAUUUCCAUCAACAGUAACAUCACCAGAUAUGCCAGGACAUCUGGAGGUAGAAACAAUGCGUCCAAAUCAAGCCACGUCGUAUGAUGGGAGACAAGAACAAGUUACUGACGGAGUAAGGCUGAGAAGAGAUACCCCACAGCAAUUGACAAGCAUAAUGGACUUUCUUCACAAUGCUCGGAUGCAAUCGUAUGCUGACCAGUCUACAAUCACUUCAUACCAAUACGAAUGUGCUGAUUUGAAGCAGCAACUUCACAACACAACAGAAGAAAAGAAUAGGAUUUUUAGAAAGCUCAAAGACAAGACGGACGAGUUAAGAACUUUACGAUACCAAGACCGCAUGACAGAGUCAGGAUUGAAAAGUGAUGCAGAGUCGGAGCAGGCUAAAACUGAGCAGCUUGAAGAGAAAUAUAAAAAAUUACAAGAACAUAUUUUCAAAUGUGAGCAAGAAAAGAAAAAUCUUUUGGCUGAUCUCCAAACUUUCCGAAGUAUGGAAAGCUAUCUACUACAGCAAAUCGAUGAACUCAGAGAGGAAGUUCGAAAGCUAACUGGACUAACCGAUAGAAGGUUUUGUUGUGCUACACUGUUGAGUCACAAACGGGACCGGCAGUUCAUACUUCGUUGUGCUGUUUUCGUUGGUAGUGCUGUCAGUUGUGUUGUUUUUAUUUUGUUGUCAAUGUCUUUCCUAGCUUUUUUUUAUUUCCUUAUAAUGCACAGGCAUCGUUAAUUUUCUAACAAUCGUUUUAAUAAAAAAAUUGUUUCCAACAAGA